AUGGCAGACAAAGACUCUGUAGAGAAGUUCCUUGACAACAACCCACAGUUUGCUAAGGAGUACUAUGAUAAGAAAGUCAAGGCAGAUGUGAUCACUGCUGCCUUCAACAACCAGGUCCAGGUCAAAGACCCGGCCUCUUACAAGGAUGUCUCCACCAUCCAGGAGGCUGAGUUCAUUUUUGAGCUCCUAAAGGAGAUGCAGGGCGACAACCCGAUGGAAAAAGCCCUGCAUAAAGUUCUCCAGAGGAUCGCCCUGCUGGUACAGGCUGAUCGCUGCAGCUACUUCGGCUACAGGGCUCGUAACGGAACACCCGAGCUGUCCACGAUCCUCUUCGAUGUGACACACAAUUCUCCAUUUGAUAGAAAUAUAGUGAACCCCAAUGUAGAGAUCGUUUUUCCCACCGACAUGGGCAUUGUUGGAUGGACAGCCCACUCCAAGAAGCCUCAGAAUAUCCCUGAUGUUAAGAAGAACUCUCAUUUCAGUGACUUUGUGGAUAAACAGACAAAAUACACCACCAAAUGCAUGCUUACUGCUCCCAUCAUGAAUGGAAAGGAACCCAUCGGUGUCAUCAUGGCACUCAACAAACAAGGUGCUGAUGAGUUCUCAAAGGGUGAUCAGGAGCUCUUCAAUAAAUAUGUGAACUUUGCUUCUGUAGUCGCUCUCCAAGCCCACACUUCUUACAUGUGGGAUGUAGAGUCCAGGAGGAGUCAGGUGUUGCUGUGGUCAGCCAGCAAAGUGUUUGAGGAGCUGACAGAUAUUGAGAGGCAGUUUCACAAAGCCUUGUACACAGUGAGGACAUAUAUCAAGUGUGAGAGAUACUCUGUGGGACUCCUGGACAUGACCAAAGAAAAGGAGUUCUUUGAUGAGUGGCCAAUCAAGCUUGGAGAGCAGGAGCCAUACAAGGGCCCGAAGACCCCCGACGGCAGAGAAAUCAGCUUCUACAAGAUUAUUGACUACUUGCUGGAGGACAAAGAGGAGAUUAAAGUUAUCCCCGGCCCUCCAGCCGACCACUGGGCUCUGGUCAGCGGACUCCCCUCAUACGUGGCCGAGAAUGGAUUCAUCUGCAACAUGAUGAAUGCCGCGGCAGAUGAGUACUUUGCAUUUCAGAAAGAGGCGGUGGAUGAGACUGGAUGGAAGAUUAAGAAUGUCCUCUCGCUCCCUAUCGUCAACAAAAAGGAAGAAAUUGUUGGCGUUGCCACUUUCUUCAACAGAAGAGAUGGCAAACCCUUUGACGAAAAUGAUGAACAGAUUACAGAAGCUCUAACCCAGUUCCUCGGCUGGUCCACCCUGAACAGCGACACGUACGACAAACUGAACAGGACAGAGUGGAGGAAGGAUGUUGCCCAGGAAAUGCUCAUGUACCAGACGACGGCCACCCUGGAUGAUGUGCAGACCAUUCUGAACACUCAAGAGAAGCUCGGCUCUGCACCAGAAGACUGUGACCAGAAGGAGAUGUACAAACUGUUGAAAGCCAACAUCCCUGAUGCCAAGACCGUGGAGCUGCACGAGUUCCGCUUCAGUGACUUCCCCUUGUCAGAGUUUGAACUCAUCAAGUGUGGAAUCCGCUGCUUCUUUGAGCUGGGGGUGGUGGAGAAGUUCAAAGUCCCCCCUGAGAUCCUGACGCGAUGGAUGUACACCGUUCGCAGGGGAUACCGUGACAUCACCUACCACAACUGGAGGCACGGCUUCAAUGUUGGACAAACCAUGUUCACGCUGCUCUUGACAGGUAAACUGAAGAAGUAUUACUCUGACCUCGAGGCCUUUGCCAUGGUUGCUGCCGGAUUCUGCCACGACAUUGACCACAGAGGAACCAACAAUCUCUACCAGACAAAGAGUUUAUCCCCUCUGGCAAAACUGCACAGCUCCUCCAUUAUGGAGCGACACCACCUGGAGUACAGUAAGACGCUGAUGGAGAAUGAGAACCUGAAUAUCUUCCAAAACCUUCAGAAGCGUCAGUUUGAGACAGUGCAGCAUCUGUUUGAAGUUUGCAUAAUUGCUACUGAUCUCGCCCUCUACUUCAAGAAGAGAACGAUGUUCCAAAAGAUUGUGGAUGCUGUUGAGGGGAUCCCAGACGAGAAGGAGAAGGUCAACUACGUCUCCAACAAUCCAACCAGGAAGGAAAUUGUCAUGGCAAUGAUGAUGACAGCUUGUGACCUGUCAGCCAUUACGAAGCCGUGGGAGGUUCAGAGCAAGGUCGCUCUGAUGGUGGCAGCAGAAUUUUGGGAGCAGGGAGACCUCGAAAGGACAGUCCUUGACCAGCAGCCCAUUCCAAUGAUGGACAGAAAUCAUGCAGAUGAGCUGCCUAAGAUGCAGUGUGGUUUCAUCGACUUCGUCUGCUCCUUUGUGUACAAGGAGUUUUCUCGCUUCCACACGGAAAUCAGCCCCAUGUUUGAUGGGUUGAACAUCAACAGGGGAGAGUGGAGAGCUCUGGCCGAUGUCCACGAGGCUAAGAUGAAGGCGAUUGAAGACGAGAAGAAAAGGCUGGAAGGUGGAGACACACAGGAUGGCGCGAAGUCAAAGACGUGCGUCAUCUGCUAG
Messenger RNA from Chelmon rostratus (copperband butterflyfish), 2538 nucleotides. Its product is annotated as cone cGMP-specific 3',5'-cyclic phosphodiesterase subunit alpha'-like. Gene Ontology annotation, biological process: signal transduction; visual perception. NCBI's taxonomy places the organism in Eukaryota, Metazoa, Chordata, Actinopteri, Chaetodontiformes, Chaetodontidae. Gene Ontology annotation, molecular function: protein binding; 3',5'-cyclic-nucleotide phosphodiesterase activity. The transcript has 22 exons. The coding region runs from base 1 to 2538 and encodes 845 amino acids. The record is from RefSeq and is a predicted model, not a curated record.